Penicillium alfredii is the source of this 837-nucleotide messenger RNA. RefSeq names its product DNA 5'-adenosine monophosphate hydrolase. The transcript is spliced from 2 exons. Bases 1 to 837 code for a protein of 278 amino acids. Gene Ontology annotation, cellular component: nucleus. NCBI's taxonomy places the organism in Eukaryota, Fungi, Ascomycota, Eurotiomycetes, Eurotiales, Aspergillaceae. Gene Ontology annotation, molecular function: double-stranded RNA binding; mismatched DNA binding; single-strand break-containing DNA binding. Gene Ontology annotation, biological process: single strand break repair; double-strand break repair. The record is from RefSeq and is a predicted model, not a curated record.
AUGUCGGGGGUGGACCAAGAACGCAAAGGCGAAGCUGAGGACUUGCCUCCCAGGAAAGACAUGGCCACAUCAGAGAAGAGAAACGCGUUCACCGAGCUUCUCUCAUCCAAGCCCAAGCAGCCGAAGCACGCGACCGAUGGCCCAUCCAACCGCGCACCCAAGAACAAAGCUUCCUUCGGAGCUCGAGAUGGAUUGGGGGCUUACCUCACAAAACCAGAGUCAUACCCAUCAAAUGUGGUAGUUUCUCACAACAAGGACUUUGUGGUGAUCCACGACAUGUUCCCGAAAUCGACACUGCACCUACUCCUUCUCCCGCGCGACGCAACCAAGACCCGUCUGCACCCGUUCGAGGCCUUUGAAGACGCAGAAUUCCUUGACAAAGUGCGCUCUGAAACUCGCAAGCUGCGCACCCUGGCGGCGGGGGAACUGCGACGCAAAUACGGCAAGGAUUCCGCGCAGGAGCAGGCGAGACUGGCGGCGAUGGAUGCAGACCCGCCGCCGAAUGCGCUACCACCGGGAAGGGAUUGGGAGCGCGAAGUGAUGUGUGGAGUGCAUGCGGUGCCGUCGAUGAACCAUUUGCAUGUCCACGUCGUCUCGGUGGAUCGGUAUAGUGAGCGCAUGAAACACCGGAAGCACUACAAUAGCUUUGCGACGCCGUUCUUCGUGCCCAUCGAUGACUUUCCGUUGGCGCCGGAUGACGCACGGCGACAGCCGACACGCGAGGGCUACCUACGUCGGGACUUUAUUUGUUGGCGCUGUGGGAAGGACUUCGGAAACCGGUUUGUUGAUCUCAAAAAACAUCUGGAGCACGAGUUUGAAGAAUGGAAGAAACUGUAG